GAAAUAAUAUCGAAACUUGAGACAACCUGUACCGACGAAGUACCUCAAUCCGCGAAACCAUUCUCUUGCGAUGGUAGUAGAGAUGGUAGGGGACCAACUACAAGGAUACCUCUCCAACACUCUACUUACCAGUCGGUCACAUUUGCCGGUGACAUUACCUCGUUUUACACCUUUAGGAUUACCUGCGCACCAAUUACUCUUCAGUAUAUACCGGGACGUUUCGAUAAGUAGUACCGCAAAAUGAUGGAGAAGGAAGCACAACCUGAAUCGAUGGCGACGGUCACCAUCAAGCCUGAGUACAGCCCUUCUGAGUACUCUGCGUCUGAAGCACCACCGGCAUACAUGAAACCUCGCAGUUCCUCUGUUCAAAUCGCCAAAAUCAUAGCAGCAACCGUCGUAGUUUGUUCCGUCAUAUUGGGAGCCUUCUUGCUAGCUUCUGCCUACGUCACAGCUAACGCUUCCUGUAGGCAGCUGGAGCAGGAAUUGGAAAUUCUCAGCGAAGCAGCAGAUCGAUUCCAAGGUCCAUUACAACCCGAAGCUCUGAUUCAGGAACAACCUGUAGCAGUAGCAAAUGCCAAACGUCAAAUUGAACCUCUCCAUGCCGAUGAACCAACACCCACUACAAAAGAUCUGACCAAUCACAUUGAUGAUGACUCAUCCGAAAGUGAGUCAGAUUCUGAUUCUGACCCUGAUUCAGAAGAACUACCAAGCAAAACAACUUCUCAAUCAAAGGUACCUGGACAAAUGGACAUGGAUGAGUUGAUCUCUCAUUUGAUGGAGAAGAACCAAAAAUCAAAAAUGAAUUGUGUAGUGGAAAAAAAGAAAGCCGAAGAAUUCGUUGACCACCAACCUAAGACCAUUAGGUUGCCUUUUGGCAUCAAUUUAACCACCAAUCCUAGAUUCGAAAAACUUACUGGAGAACGUAUGGUUAUUGUUUGCGAAAGUGGAACCCUUCAGAGUGCUGAACGUCCCAACAAACCAAAAGAAGAAGAUCCAGAAGACCAAGAUGAAGAAACGAUCAUGAUCCAACCAAUGAUGAUCCCAAUUCCCCACUCUCCGUUCAACACCCACAUGCCCCAACAAAUGAUACCACCGAUGCCUCAACAACAACGUCAAGACCAAAUGCGUCCAAUGGGACCAGCAGUUUUUCAAAUUGAAAACAUGAGGCCACCAUUGCCGCCCAUGAUGCAACAACAAGAUCAACAAAUGUCCGUUCAACCUCAAAUCCAAAUCCAUAUGGAGGCCCAACAACCCCAACAAGCACCAAACGACUUCCCACCCAACCCAAUCUUACAACACAUCGUCCAACAAAUUGUUGCCCAAAAAAUCAUCGAAAGCCAAAAAAUCCGUGAACAGCAAAUGAAAGAACAGCAAGAACAACAGCAACAGCAACAACAACAACAAAUUAUUCCUCAACAAACGAACCAACCAGAUCAAACUGCUGAUGCGGAAGAUCGUCCACGAUUUGUUCAAAUUGAACAAAUGGGACAAGCUGGACAGAGGUUGCCCAUUCCCGAAGAAGUUCUUACGCAGUUGCAUAGGUUGCCAUUGCCUAACCGUGUCAUAGUGGCUGUAUCAGAAACCGAUUCCGAUGAAGUACCUCAGCAGGACGUCCAAUUCGUCCAGGAGCAAAGGCACAGCGCCAACGAAAUGAACGGAAGACAAACGUAUGCCAGAGGUAUUCCUAUUAACAUCCCCGUGGCCAUGACGCCCCAGGAUCAAGAAUCUCACGAACAGGAAAAACAGGAAACUGAUGCCAGACCUCAUUAUCUUCAGCCAAGAUCUGUAAGUGUGUGAAGCGAAACAUUUCGAAGAAGAUGAACUUUUGUGAUUUAUUUUUAUUACCGGAAUCACAUACUUACCAUUAAUUAUUAUAAUAUCACAUAAGUAGAUUAAUAGUAUCACAAUAAUUAUAUUAAUAUUUACCGCUUAUGAUUAAGAUUUCUCUAAAAAUGUAAAUAUUAUAUUUGGGUAGGUAACUUUGUUGAUGUUAUGUAAGGAGUAACCAUUAAAAGUAAAAGUAGAUUUUUUUUCAGUUUAGUUUCUGGUUUGUUUGUACAUAAGUUAUACUUUCAGGUUAAUGUAUUUUUUUGGUAAAUUGUGAUGAAUUUAUUAUUGAAAAACAAAUUCAUUGUUUAAAUAUUGUGUGGUUGACAAUAAAUGAAAUAUAUUUUCUUAUUUCUUU
Psylliodes chrysocephalus is the source of this 2185-nucleotide messenger RNA. Lineage: Eukaryota; Metazoa; Arthropoda; Insecta; Coleoptera; Chrysomelidae. The record is from the annotation of a GenBank genome assembly.